AGAGCACUCGUCUGUCGACCAGGCUUGGUGCGAAAGAUACGCAUUGUUCUCUCCAGCCAUGACAACCGUCUCCUCCUUCGGAUUCGGACAGGAUGGCUCGCCCUUCGGUUGACGGGGCAACAAUUAGCUCCAAAUGCUCCUCGUGCCGCUAUCCCCAGCCCGAACGACGGCGGCAGCUCAGUCUCGUCUCGAGUCUGUCGAGUGAUCCUAAGCUCGAAUUGGGGUUGCACGGCGGGAUCUGGCCGAUCAGGAUCAAGGGCUAAGCAGUCAAUCGACAAGCGCUCGGUUGACGCGAAAGUGGCCGUUGCCGUGGGACCGCUUCAAAGCACCAACUCCGUGCCACCUCGACGGGAUAACAUUUGCUCUCAAAUUGGUCAAUCCGGUCGACUUGGCAACAGUCAGAGCACUUUACGUCGUCGUUGUACGGGUCAACGUUGA
Molecule: messenger RNA, 438 nt
Organism: Protopolystoma xenopodis
Lineage: Eukaryota; Metazoa; Platyhelminthes; Monogenea; Polystomatidea; Polystomatidae
Source: the annotation of a GenBank genome assembly